AAAAAAAAACAAAAAAUUCUUGCAAGCUCUGAGUACUUGAGGGUUUAAAGAAGCAGUUGCCCGGGUGUGUUAGGGUUUUGAAUUUUAGCGAUGGCUUUCUGGGGAACCGAAGUGAAACCUGGAAAGCCCUUCACACACAAUCCUGAUAGUGCAAGAGAAAGGCUCCAUAUUUCACAGGCAACAUUGGGGAAUUAUGGCAAUGCCUCCGCAAAGAAGAAGAGUGUGGUACAGUGUAAUAUAGGGAACAAGAGUCCUGUUUUUCUAUGUUCUUUGUUUCCUGAACAAUCGGAGUCCUGCCAAUUGAAUUUAGAGUUCGACGAGUCUGUUGAUGUCGUUUUCUCUGUUAUUGGUCCCCGGAGCGUUCACCUCACCGGUUACUAUCUACGCUCCUCUGCCCAUUGCAGCCACCAUGAUGAUGAUCACUCAGAAUCGUAUGGAGAAGAUAUUGCAGACACAGAAACGGAAAGAUCAGCUGGUGAUGAAGAUGAAGAUGAAGACGAGUAUGAGGAUAGUUUUAUUGAUGAUGAUGAUCCACUACUCGUUACACCUUCUCCUGUUUCCAGUGAUGGAGAGGCUGCAGAAGCGUUGCGCAAAAAUAAACCUAAGAAUAAGAAGGCCAGCUAUAGAAGACUUAGGAAGAAAUACCAAAUUCAAUCUGAUGAAGAAAACACUUCUCAACAGCAUGAUUUUGCUAAUGGUGGCACUUCUGUAGAAGUAUUGGACAGUGAAAGUGAAGACAAGCUUACUAUUUCAUCCCUAUGUAAAUCUGCUGCAAGGAAUGCAAAACCAAAAGCAGAAGAAAAUGCUAAAAAUGAAACUAGUCAGAUAGUGAACAAGGAGGCGGAAAAUGGUGGCAAUGGAUCCAUAAAUGCAGAAGAAAAUGCGGAUACUAUUGUAGGUAGUCAGGUGAUGAGGCAGCCUGAUCAGCAUGACUCUAUUCAGCAUUCUGCUGAAGUGGACUUUGACAAUGGCUCAAAGCCAAACAAGAAAAAGAAAAAGCAGUCCGAAAAGGAGAAAGUGCUUGAAGUUGGAUUAGAAGAUGGCGCAGUCCUUAAAUGGGCUAAGCCCAAGCAAAAUGAGAGAAAAGUUGAUCAAUCAAGUCAAGCUAUUGAUGUAAAAAAUGAAGAAGACCCAAGGAAUGGAACUUACAUACAACCUGAUCAGCCUGAGUCUCUCCUGGCUUCUACUGAAGUGGGCUUCGAGAGAAAUGCAAAGUCUAGAAAGAAAAAGAAAACACACUCCAAAGAGGAGAAAGAGCUUAAAACUGAAAUAGAAGACGAUUCGGUCAUUAAAUUGGAUGAGGUCAAGCAAAGUGAGACAGAAGUCAAUCAAUGGAGUCAAGAUAUUUAUGCGAAAAAUGAAGAAGACCAGAGGACUGCACAUUAUAAACAGCCUAAUCAGCCUGAUUAUCUCCUGCGCUCUACUGAAGUGGGCUUGGAGAGUAGUGGAAAGCCUAAAAAGAAAAAGAAAAUGCAACCCAAAGAGGAGAAAGAGCUUAAAGCUGGAAUAGGAGAUGCUUCAGUCCUUAAACAGGAUCAGGCUAAGCAAAGUGAGACAAAACACGAUCAAUCAAGUCAAGACCUUUAUGCAAAAAUUGAAGGAGACCAGAGGAAUGCAAAUUAUAAGCAGCCUGAUCAGCAUGAGUCUCCCCUGAAUUCUAGUGAAGUGGGCUUAGAUAGUAGUGCAAAGCCUAAGAAGAAGAAAAAGCAGUCCAAAGAGGAGAAAGAGGCUAAAGCUGGAAUAGGAGAUAAUUCAGUCCUUGAACUCGAGUCAAAAGCUGAUCAGUCAAGUCAAGAUAUCCCUGUGAAAAAUGAAGAGGAGCAGAAGACUGGAAAUGACAAGAAUAUCGUCUUGUCAAUGCCAUUGGAUUCACAGAUGCUUUCGACUCAGUUGGGCCUUGAAAAUUAUUCAAAGCUAAAGAGGAAAAGAAAAAGAUCUGCUGAAGAUAAAACUAUUGAAGCUGACGGUGGCAUCAAUGCAAAUGACAUAAAAAAGGAUAAGGUCAAUCAAGAUGAGUUUAAGUCCGAUGGCCUUGAAGGUGAUGGCACUUUGCAAGAUGAGCAAAAUCGCAGCAAUCUUGAACAGUCUGUUAAUGAUAAUCACUCUCGGAAGAGAAAGAAGAAGAAGAAGAAAAUUAGUCAGACUCAGGAGAAUGGGGAGGCUUUAGAUAUGGAAGAAUCAAAGGACAAAUCUCAUAUUGGCAUCGAGGACAACAACACUCAAACGGAAAAGCCCUUUACUUAAAGGUGGGAGAAAGCUUUUGAGCGGCCUGGAAUGCUGGCCUUGAUGGUAUCAUCUGAAACAGUUUUCUUUUUUACCCUUUUUGCUUUCAUUAGCUAACUGAAUAUCCCCAUUGUGCUUCUGCUGCUAUUUCGGGAGUGUUUUGAAAUGAUAAUUUUACAUAUGUUGAUUCUCGUAAAGAAGACUAGUUCCGCUGCCAUGGGCUUUACGAAAGAAUCUCUGUAAGUAAACCACUCGAAACACACACACACAGACUGUCACUAGUAUUUCUCUCUUUAAGCUCCUUAUCUCACUGUGUAUGCUUCAAUUACUUCCAUAUAAUGUCUGUAGCAGCAGGAUUGAUGAGAUGCUACAGAAUGCCACCAGAACCUUCGCUUGUAUGUGACAUCAGGUUGCUCGAUUUCAUCAACAAUUUGCAUGCGGAAUGAGGUAAAAUGCUCUUUUGUUUCCGCCCCAUCCGUCGGAUGCAGCUCGAGUAUUUUGUAUUUUUUGCCCCCUAAAAAAUUUGGGAGUAAGCAGGCAAGAGGUGAUGGCUUUUUUUUUUUUUUUUUGGCCAAAGGGUUAUUUUUUGUAUUCUAUUUUCUUGUGUAGCUAUGAACUUGAAAGAUAAUAGAGUACCAAUUUUUGGAUA
Molecule: messenger RNA, 2872 nt
Organism: Ricinus communis (castor bean)
Lineage: Eukaryota; Viridiplantae; Streptophyta; Magnoliopsida; Malpighiales; Euphorbiaceae
Product: peptidyl-prolyl cis-trans isomerase FKBP43
Exons: 10
Coding region: 91-2244 (717 amino acids)
Source: RefSeq, a predicted model, not a curated record